AUGGAAACAUCCUUGUUCUAUGGUAUCCCUCUGAAGGAUCUGAAUCCCAUCAAUGUGGAAAUUGAUGACAUAGGCGUAUAUAGCCGUCGAAGUAUGUACAAAAUUCGAGACACUUAUCCUGUGUCGAUCAGAAGACAGUUGUUUGCCAUCCUUGAGCGCCUUCAGCUGAAUUCGCGUGAAUUCAAUGAACGCGAUAAAGAAUGUGAAGCUAUGAAAGAACGACGUCGAAAUGAGAUUCGUAAUGCACGAAUGCGCAAGAAGUUGAGGAAGUACAUAGGGACAGAAGUCAAGAUAAAGAAGGUAGAGAUUCAAGGUCCAAAUCCAUUUGACACACAAGGUGGAAUAACCGAAAAAGACUGGUUGCCAGUGGUCAGAGCUCAAGUAGAUGACGAUGAUGACGACGAUGAGCUUGGUUUACCUUAUAGGGGUAUGACCAGUUUCAGAAAUAGAAAAUAUGCACAUUCCAGAUCCAGAUAUUACCCCAGAUAUUAGGU
This is a messenger RNA of Cylicostephanus goldi, 494 nucleotides long. The record is from the annotation of a GenBank genome assembly. Lineage: Eukaryota; Metazoa; Nematoda; Chromadorea; Rhabditida; Strongylidae.